UUCCUCCCAUUGGCUCCCCGCCUGUCCAUCACCCCUGUUCCCCCCACCCCUCAAGCUAGGCUGAGCUGUGCCUACGUCGGCCUUGACUCUUGGGGGCUGGAGGAGUUACCUUUGGAGCCCGAAAGGAGGAAGGAAGGAAAAUAUCAACAACAGCCGAGGCGACUCGGACGCUCGGCCCGGGUCCCCCGCCUGCCUGCCCGCCCCCGCGCCCAGGACGGGGGCCUAGGCCCCCCGGCGCCGCCCAGGGCCCGCGCGGACGCCGGCCUCAUUUAUUAUUCCCCCCGCCCGGAGCUGCGGCUUCCAGGUGCUGAAGAUCCCCCGGACUAGGGGCGAGGGCUACCCCCUCCCAGCCGUGACACCCCCCUUCCCCCAGUGGGGCCGGAGGCUGUGCAGAAGGUGUCCCGCAGACCAUGAACUGAGUGCUGGUCCGAGACUGUUCAUGAGCACAGUGUAAGGUGUGCCGAGACCCGCCACCCAGCUAUCCCCUCCCCUCCCCGGCAGUGAAGAUCCCCGGAAAAGAUGGGGAGGAAAAAGAUUCAGAUCCAGCGAAUCACCGAUGAGCGGAACCGACAGGUGACAUUCACCAAGAGGAAGUUCGGGCUGAUGAAGAAGGCGUACGAGCUGAGCGUGCUCUGUGACUGCGAGAUCGCGCUCAUCAUCUUCAACCACUCCAACAAGCUGUUCCAGUACGCCAGCACGGACAUGGACAAGGUGCUGCUCAAGUACACGGAGUACAACGAGCCGCACGAGAGCCGCACCAACGCCGACAUCAUCGAGGCGCUGCACAAGAAGCACAGGGAAUGUGAGAGCCCUGAGGUGGACGAGGUGUUUGCCCUGACCCCCCAGACGGAGGAGAAAUAUAAAAAGAUAGACGAGGAGUUUGAUAAAAUGAUGCAGAGUUAUAGACUGGCCUCAGCUGUCCCGGCCCCCAACUUUGCCAUGCCCGUCACGGUGCCCGUGUCCAAUCAGAGCUCACUGCAGUUCAGCAAUCCCAGCGGCUCCCUGGUCACCCCUUCCCUGGUGACGUCAUCCCUCACGGACCCACGGCUCCUGUCCCCCCAGCAGCCAGCACUACAGAGGAACAGUGUGUCUCCCGGCCUGCCCCAGCGGCCAGCCAGCGCAGGGGCCAUGCUGGGGGGAGACCUCAACAGUGCUAACGGAGCCUGCCCCAGCCCUGUCGGGAAUGGCUACGUCAGUGCCCGGGCUUCCCCUGGCCUCCUCCCCAUGGCCAACGGCAACAGCCUAAACAAGGUCAUCCCUGCCAAGUCUCCGCCCCCACCCACCCACAGCGCCCAGCUUGGAGCCCCCAGCCGCAAGCCUGACCUGAGGGUCAUCACUUCCCAGGGAGGAAAGGGGUUAAUGCAUCAUUUGACUGAGGACCAUUUAGAUCUGAACAAUGCCCAGCGCCUUGGGGUCUCCCAGUCUACCCACUCGCUCACCACCCCAGUGGUUUCCGUGGCAACACCGAGUUUACUCAGCCAGGGCCUCCCCUUCUCUUCCAUGCCCACCGCCUACAACACAGAUUACCAGUUGACCAGUGCAGAGCUCUCCUCCUUACCGGCCUUCAGUUCGCCUGGGGGGCUGUCGCUAGGCAGUGUCACCGCCUGGCAGCAGCCGCCGCAGCCGCAGCAGCCGCCGCAGCCCCAGCCGCAGCCGCAGCCCCAGCCUCCCCAGCAGCCCCAGCCGCCACCUCAGCAGCAGCCCCACCUGGUCCCCGUGUCCCUCAGCAACCUAAUCCCCGGCAGCCCCUUGCCCCACGUGGGUGCUGCCCUCACGGUCACCACCCACCCCCACAUCAGCAUCAAGUCGGAACCAGUGUCCCCAAGCCGUGAGCGCAGCCCUGCGCCUCCCCCUCCAGCUGUGUUUCCGGCUACCCGCCCUGAGCCUGGCGACAGUCUCAGCAGCCCGGCUGGGGCCUCCUAUGAGACGGGGGACCGGGAUGAUGGACGGGGAGACUUCGGGCCCACACUGGGCCUGCUGCGCCCAGCCCCAGAGCCUGAGGCUGAGGGCUCAGCUGUGAAGAGGAUGCGGCUCGAUACUUGGACAUUAAAGUGACGGUUCCCACUCCCUUCCUCUCAGCCUCCCUGAUGAAGAGUUGACAAUCUCACCGCCCACCCCUCCCUGUCCUGGGCUCCUCCCGCUCGACCCCCACUUCCUUUCUUGUGCUCCGUGUCCUGUUGACGGUUACAUUUGUGUAUAAUUAUUAUAUUAUUAUUAUUAUUAUUAUAUUUUUUUUAAUUUGGAUUCUCGCUUUGGAGAGGGGGAUGCUCCCAUCCCCUCUUUCUGCACCCCCCACCAGUUUCACUGGCUGGGGGGCUCUUUUUUGCGGGAAGGGGGGGACACUUUGCACGUUGUACACAUAUGCUGCAGGAGGGGGUGGGGGGCCCGAUAGGCCUUGGGAAAGGACAGGUGCCGAGCCCUGCAUGCGGGGCCCUCCCACCCCAUCCCCCAGACAGAGGGAAAUAACCAAAAACUACCAAACAACAAAAACCCCUUACAAUAGACUGAAACCCCAAAGUCGGCCUCAUGGGUGGUUUUGUGUUUCAGGGGGAAAGUGAGGCAGAGGUUCUGAAGAAGGUCUCUGCUUCUCGGCUGUUCCUAUGGCCACAGGCACAUGGGGCAGAAUACCCAAGCCUGGGCCCCAGAGGCCCCUGCACACACACCACACACUCUCGACUGAUUAUCAUGUGAUCUGCACCUCCAAGGUGUGCGGGUGCUGGCCGAGGUUUGGGGCUGGGAAGGCUGCCUGGGAAUCGAGGCUGGAGGGAAGGGGCUUGAGGUGGGGCCCCUAUGAAGCACAGUUGGAGAGAAAGACAGAGCCAUGAGGAGAGGGCUGAGGAGGGGCAGAAGGGCUGGGGCAGGGGGUGAAUUGGGGGCCCCCUCCCUUCCCCAGCACUUUCUCUAAGAUACACAGUGCAAUAGCUCCCCGUCCCUCAGUUGACACCAGCCCUGUAAAGCCGGCCACGAAGCGCAGGGAGAACUGGGGAGAGUGAAGUGGCUCAGCAGGAGGUGGCCUCAGGCACCCCGGGGUGCCUGAGAACUGGAAACCCUUGCAUCCAGGGACUAGCGUGAGUGAGGGGACUUGCUCUUCCUUGCACGUACACAUCCCCAGAGGAGUGGACAUUGGGGUGGUGUGUGAGGGUGGGAGAGGGGAUGGAGGAGGUCCGCAAAAGGCCUGCCUCCCUUCUUUCCUCCUCGGCCCCUCUCCCCAGCCCUCCUCCCAGCUCCUUCCGCUCCUGACCCCACCUCCCUGCUCUUGGCGCCCUCAUUGUCUCGCUACCUCCUGUCCCACCACCCCCAGGCCGCAUCCCACCUUCUGUCUUGGCUACUGUAAUUGUAAAUAGCAACCUUUGGAAAACGUUAGCAGUGUAACAGUCCAGGAAACUGUUUUUUUGUUGUUGUUGUUGUAUUGAUAUGAAAUGAGAUUCUAUUUUUGUCAAAGUAUAUUGUAAUAAUAAUGACUCAAACGGCCCGUACUGUA
Messenger RNA from Orcinus orca (killer whale), 3481 nucleotides. RefSeq names its product myocyte enhancer factor 2D (gene MEF2D). Gene Ontology annotation, biological process: positive regulation of transcription by RNA polymerase II; cell differentiation. The transcript has 12 exons. The coding region runs from base 520 to 2055 and encodes 511 amino acids. NCBI's taxonomy places the organism in Eukaryota, Metazoa, Chordata, Mammalia, Artiodactyla, Delphinidae. The record is from RefSeq and is a predicted model, not a curated record. Gene Ontology annotation, molecular function: RNA polymerase II cis-regulatory region sequence-specific DNA binding; DNA-binding transcription factor activity, RNA polymerase II-specific; protein dimerization activity.